AUGGAGAUGGAGCCAGAGCACCGCCGAGCCAUGCGAACUCCCAAUGUGCCCAGAAACCUCAGAGCCUCCGAACGGGAGAAGGUGCCCCCGCGAGUGGAGGAGGAUCCGAGCGUAAGUGGUUGGCGGCGUGUCCGUGACAUCUGUAGCGCCAUGUUGAUUGGGCUGAUUGGAUACCCGGGUCCAUUCCUCCCUCAAGGCUCCAGAUGCGUCCCUCCUGACGCUGAGUGUUCCUUCAAAGGGGACGCGCUGCCCCGAAUAGAGGAGGAGCAGUUUUCGGUGAAGGCUGAGGAAGACGGCACUGACACCGUGGAGAUGGGGCCAGAGCACCGCCGAUUCAUGCGAACUCCCAAUGUGCCCAGAAACCUCAGAGCCUCCGAACGGGAGAAGAUGCCCCCGCGAGUGGAGGAGGAUCCGAGCGAGAAGUGCAGGGAUUGUGGGGCCUUCGGCCACAUGUCCAGAAGCAGGAGGUGUCCCAUCAAGCGCUGGGAAGGGGCUAUGGCCCCACAGCCUCUCGGCUCAAGAAGAGACAAAGAGAAUCGGGACACCCGGCAGACCCAGAGGCCCCAGAACUCAGGCAUCAUAACUCACUGUGAGAGACAGAAAGGACAGGCAAAGAGGCAAGAAGAGCAACACAGGACAGCGUACUGCCAGAAUGUGCCCAUGCAAUCCCUCAGGAGGAAACAGCAGAGCCAGCAUGCAACGAGGCUAAGGUCCAUUAACACACAUGUUCAGACACCAGAGCUAGACGUCAUUCAAACCAGCCAGCCACUUAUGAGGAAGUCUGAGGAGAGUUCCCUGUGUCCUGUUGUGCCUCCUAGAAAGAGUCAUGAUGGCAAAACCUUCUUCCCUCUUGGGAAGUGCAGCGUUCCGAAUCCCACUGUCAGUGCUGUUCCCGAGAGAGCGAUUCAGAGAAGGAGCAAGAACCCUGCCUUAGAGAGCGUGACCCCAGAGCGUCACUCCCUAGAGCAGUGUCACGAGGCUUCUGAAAUUCAUGGAACUGGCCAGGCGCUUCACCCGACAUCUGCAACCCAGAUCCCUGAUGGGAAAGCACAGCACAGCCUCUGUCCCCUUGCUCAGACAACCGGACAAUUUGCAAAUCACAGUAUCUGGACACCAGGCAAGAGACCAAGUCACGUUCCCAUCAAGCUUUGCCAAAAUGCUCCUAAAGUUCAGAGACUCAACUCUCCAGAGGCCAAUGAGGACAGCUCUGGCAGUCCUUCAGUGCAGCCACUCCAAGUCCCGCAAUUCCUGCCCCAAGUGUCACCUAAAGUGCAGAGCAGAAUUCCCGCCGAGGAUCCCAGCUCUGCCCAACAGCUGCCAAACCACAGAGUUCAUCUGGAUUCUCCUCAUCCCUGCUCUCAGGCCCAUGCCCCAUCAUCAUCUUCAAGUCCUGUUCCCAGACCACCCAUCAGAAUGGUAUUCACCAGAGUGCAAAAUGACUGCUGGAGCAGCAGGUUCCUCUCUCCUUCCCCUGUGGAUCCUCCUGAAAAGCAGGCACUCCCUGCGAAGAACCAAACUUUCCUGCAGAAAUCUGAGAGUCCCUGCAUCCAGGUCCCACUGAGUGUCCUCUAUGAAGAUCUGCAGGUGUCCUCUUCCUCAGGGGAGAGUGACUAA
Jaculus jaculus (lesser Egyptian jerboa) is the source of this 1614-nucleotide messenger RNA. RefSeq names its product putative protein FAM90A23P. The coding region runs from base 1 to 1614 and encodes 537 amino acids. The record is from RefSeq and is a predicted model, not a curated record. Lineage: Eukaryota; Metazoa; Chordata; Mammalia; Rodentia; Dipodidae. The transcript has 5 exons.